Mycena citricolor is the source of this 3217-nucleotide messenger RNA. Lineage: Eukaryota; Fungi; Basidiomycota; Agaricomycetes; Agaricales; Mycenaceae. The record is from the annotation of a GenBank genome assembly.
AUGUUCUGUACGCGGAAAUCCUCACCGUCACUUCGGUCAUGCGCAAGAACUCGCGCUGGGCUAAUGGCACACACUUCAUGUUCACUGGUCGCGACGCUGCGGGAACUGGAAGCGACCUAGGGCUGCGAGUGAACAAUGCAGGGGCUGUGUCUGCAAGGAGAAUAACGCGUGAGGCUGAGCUGAUGUUGGGCUUUGAGGAGCUGAAGAGAGUCAUUCGGGAUACUGAAGACAUAUCCGCUUUGCCGCUUCCGACUCUGCUUGCGCCCUUUUUCGCGCUUCUCCGCUCUCCCUUGUCCACUGGUCCCAUCACAUCCGCUGCACUGGCUUCUCUCCAUGCCUUCUUCACCUCCGGACUCAUUAGUCCCGAAUCUCUCGAGCUCGAAUCGGCGCUGGUUGGUAUCAGCAGUACUGUUUCACAUUGCAAAUUCGAAGCCAGCGAUUCCUCAGGCGACGAAGUAGUGCUGUUGCGCAUCAUGACUGUGAUAUAUGAUAAAACUCUGCGACGCUCUGCCGAGAAUACAAUGCACGCCGUUGUGCGGACUGUUUUCCUGCGUCUAAACGAUCUCGAUCCUGAAACAGAGGAAGAGAAACUGCGAUUGGGCGAUGAAGAUGCCCCAGACAGCGCUGAGAUUCGUAUGACGGUCACGACCAGCGAAUCACUAUUGCGGAAGAGCACGCCCAGGAUAUUAUUCUUGAGUCUGGGGUCCCCGAGGAAGAGUCCACGGAGGCAGAUUUACCGGCCACAGCUCUCACCGGAGAAGCAGCUACGGACUGCCGCGAUUGUGGAGCUGCUACGCGUUCUGAUUACUGUGCUUGAUCCGAGCGACCAACAACACACCGACUCUACACGGCUGCAAGCAUCUUUUCAACUUGCCCGUUCCGACACACCAGCCGUUCUGGGAGCUGCAUUGCGUGCCAUCGGCGUUGUAUUUGGGAUCGAGGAGACAAGAGAGAAGCUCAAGCUCCAAUUGGAGCUUUUCUUGUCCUUUGCCAUAGACAGACUGGCGCCUUCCCCGGUGUCCGGCCAGACCAAGAAGGGAUCGGUUGUCUCGCCCCGACCGGGAACUCCUUCCGUCGGACCUUCCACGCCACUGCUGGGGCCUCCCGAGUCGGCAGAAGGAGAGUCGCCGAGUCCCGCGACACCUUCCAGGCCGACUAUUGCUCCUGCACGUGGCGAGACGCGUGAUCUGAUUCUGGAGACACUGAGCCAGAUCGCACGUCGGAAGAGCUUCAUGGUCGAUCUCUGGGUGAAUUACGACUGUAAUCUGGACUCGGAGGGAAUGUUCGAGCGACUGGUCAGCUUCUUGACCAAGUCUGUGUAUCCGGUCCCGGGACCGUCCGGGUUGGACCCGAGACAGAGGAACGCGCAGUACCUGAGCCUGGAUCUACUUCUGGCCUUUGUGAAUGACAUGGCUGUCAGAGCUAAUGGGGCUGUAGAUCCCUGGCCUUCAUCAUAUCCGACGUCCGAGUCUCUGAUCCAAGCCAAGUCGCAAAAGAGCCUCGUCAUCACGGCAGCAUCGCGCUUCAACACCAAGCCCAAGACUGGCGUCGCUUUUCUCGAGGAGAACCAUCUGAUCUACUCGGAUCUCCCUGCGGAUGCCCCUGCCAGCGCAAAAACCCACAACCUGGCCGAAGAGACUUUGCCCCUUCUCAAGGCUUUCAUGGGCCUGUUUGAUUUCCGAGGGAAACCGAUAGCCGAUGCCAUGCGAGAGCUUUUAGAAACUUUCCGGCUACCUGGAGAGGCACAACAGAUCGCGAGAAUAACAGAGACAUUUGCGUCGAUCUACUUUGCUUCCGAGCCAGGCGAGUAUGAGAUCCAGAACGAAGACGCAGUAUACGUGCUUGCCUACUCUGUGAUCAUGCUCAACACCGAUCUGCAUAAUCCUCAAGUCCGGAAACGAAUGACCAUCGAGGACUACAGGAGAAAUCUCCGUGGGGUCAACAAUAACUCGGAUUUCUCCGAGGACUCUUGGUGCGUGUUCCCCGAAGCUGACCACCAUUCUGUAAUCGGAUGCCAGCAAAAUAUCUACGAUUCCAUCCGCAAACGGGAAAUCAUCAUGCCCGAGGAGCACAGCGGCCAACUAGGCUUCGAUUAUGCUUGGAAGGAUCUGCUCGAAGAUCCCGCACCGCUCAUCUCUGCCAUUGCCUAUGCAUUCAUCAGCUUCGACGACGACUACGUCAUACAACGGGCUAUCACUGGAUUCCGACAAUGCGCGACGCUCGCUGGCCAGUUUCCACUGCCUGAUGUUGGGACCAACUUCAAGGGUCAGCUCGCUGCUGUCGUCCUGUUCAACAUUGUGAACGGAAAUGGAAAGCGCUGCGGGAAGGCUGGACGCAGGUAUUUCAUCGCAUCUUUUCGGCAGCACGUCUCAAUACGCUUACCGGCGCAGAUCUUCGAGAUGUUCCAGAACCUGUUCUUGCACUCGCUGCUUCCUAUCAGGAUGCUCCAGAUGGAAGACUUCCUCGGCGGGGUGUCGAUGAUCCCUUUACGUGGCGCUCAGCCUCAGCGGGCUGCUCCUCGCAGCGAAGGCGGGCUUCUGUCCGCACUGUCGUCAUAUCUCAUGACGCCGUAUGGGGGCAGCUCAGACACUCUCGUGCCCGAUGCGACUGAUGCGGACAUCGAGAACACGCUGGUGGCGAUCGACUGCAUCACCUCGUGUCGGUUGGACGAGCUGUACAGCCAGGUUAUGCAGCUGGACGCUGAAGCGCUGGUGGCUGCAGUCCGUGCAUUGGAAGCCCUGGCCCACGAGCGGACUGUUGCCAAAUGAAACAGGUCACAGACGAGGAUGGGAACCCUCCCGCCGACGACGGGUCGUACACUCUCCCUACGACCGGCGUCCGUGUUCCUUCUGGAGAUGAUGGUCAGCAUCACGUGUCAAACGGUCGAGCACAUCGACGAGCUGUGGCCGAUCGUUUUCGAACAUCUGUCUGCGCUGCUGGCCAACACUCUCCAAUACAGUGUCCUGCUCGUUGAGCGUGCUGUUGUAGCUUGUGUGCGACUGUGUCUGCUUUUGGCAACCAAGCCUGCUCUUCGAGAUCAGAUUACGUAUCCUUUGAUCUCCUAUCCUGCCUACCGCCUUCGGUGGCCAGCUCUGUCUCCGACAAGUCGUUGCUGGCGUGCUGCUGAUCGUGCAGAACCACAAAGCGAUCAUCAGCUCACAAACCGAGUGGCAUCUCGUCUUUGCGCUCCUCAGGACGACUAUCUCGCACCGGAAGC